Messenger RNA from Beta vulgaris subsp. vulgaris (sugar beet), 404 nucleotides. RefSeq lists its product as uncharacterized. The coding region runs from base 1 to 237 and encodes 78 amino acids. The transcript has a single exon. The record is from RefSeq and is a predicted model, not a curated record. NCBI's taxonomy places the organism in Eukaryota, Viridiplantae, Streptophyta, Magnoliopsida, Caryophyllales, Amaranthaceae.
AUGGGUAACAAACCUGCAAAAAAGAUAGAGAAGGAAGAAAUCCUUUUGAAGUUUGCCCCUCCCAUCGACCCUGUUUUUGGCCGUUGGCUUGCUCGUGAUAUUCGGAGUACUGAGGGUUACACUGUGAAAAAUCCUCCUAUGCUGAAGCCCCCAGAUCAUUACAUUGAGUACAUGCGCUUGUAUGGAAUGUUGGACUUGGAUUUAGAUGACCCAGAUUUGGCUCAUUUGUUCAAGUGAAAAACCUCAUGUCUCUCCUCUUAGAUUGUAUAAGAGCGUCAUCCAUGAAUUGUAUAUGAUGGGUCUCUUUAUAAGUUCAUAUUGUUCUACUAGUGUCUCAAAACUGGUCAUCAUGAAUCCAUGAUGAACAAACACUCUGAGAUGAAAUAGUAUUCUACCUGUUUUCA